This is a messenger RNA of Priapulus caudatus, 2109 nucleotides long. RefSeq lists its product as uncharacterized. Gene Ontology annotation, biological process: carbohydrate metabolic process. The transcript is spliced from 8 exons. Gene Ontology annotation, molecular function: protein binding; chitin binding. Gene Ontology annotation, cellular component: extracellular region. The record is from RefSeq and is a predicted model, not a curated record. Bases 31 to 1557 code for a protein of 508 amino acids. NCBI's taxonomy places the organism in Eukaryota, Metazoa, Priapulida, Priapulimorpha, Priapulimorphida, Priapulidae.
CAGUCAGUUAUCAGCCUCCCAGUGAUCACGAUGAAGCUUCUACUGGCUCUCGCCGCUUUAGCGUAUAUGGGAUGGGCUUCGCCAGUAGAGAAGCGCCUCGGUGUGCCUCUACAAGCUGAAGACGACUGUAAUCCAUACAUUGGAGCUCUCAACUUCUCGGCUGAUACAACCGAUUGCCAGGUAUUCUACAUUUGCGACCACGGGUGGCCAAAAAUCCGCCAUUGUCCAUCAGACACUAUAUGGACACCGGCAGUUAGUAGAUGCAUGGGCAAAUACGAGGCUGUGAACAAUGAUUGUAAUUACGAGGCUCCACAGAAGCCGACGGCCACGGUUGAUACGAUUGACGUUGUUGCUUGUUUGGAGCACACAUCGCGCUGCAAUGGCCGCGUUGAGUGCGAGGAUGGGUCAGAUGAACAAGGCUGCGCUUCGGUCUGUGAUCCCUCUACCUGCAGGCUGCCCGAUUGUAAAUGCAGCGACGCCGAGAUCCCAGGUGGAUUCCUUGCUAGCGAGAUCCCACAAAUGGUGCUGCUUGCGUGGGACGAAGCUCUGAGGGUUGAGGAUUACAACCAUCUUCUUCAGCAGAUAUUGAAAAAGGUGACUCGACAGCGACGAAGAGAGCCUAGAAAGAAUCCCAAUGGUUGUCCAGCCGUUGCUACUUUCUUUACCAGCCACCAGUUCACUGACUACGCUGCUGUACAGAGUCUAUAUUCUGAAGGCAACGAGUUUGCUGCUCAUUCUAUCACGAAGAGGACACCGGCUGCAUUCUGGGCCGAAGCUUCUGAUGAGGAACUCGCUGCUGAGUAUUCGGGCCAGCUUGUGCAGUUCAACAAUCUGGCUGGUAUCCCCCCGAAUGACAUCCACGGUAUUAGAUCUGCUUACCUCCAGACGAAGGGCAACGACUACAUUAAGCUCAUGCGCGACGAAGGAUUUACAUACGACUCUUCCUAUGCUACCAACCAAAUGGAUCCUCCUUACUGGCCGUACACCUUCGACUACCUAUCCAGCGCUGGCUGCGCCAUCCCACCGUGUGUAACCGAACCCGUUGCCGGCUUCUGGGAAAUUCCCCUGGUAGACUGGCUGGACACCAACGACACCCUGUGUGAGAACGUUGACAGCUGCUACUUCCCCGCUGACAAGGUAGAAGCUCUCGCCUUGCUGAGGAGCAACUUCCUUCGCCACUACAAGAGCAAUAAGGCUCCAUUUACGCUGAAUCUCCGUGCAAGGUGGUUUCUGAAUGAUGGCUAUCACAAUCUGGAGGCCCUGCAGGAAUUUCUGGACGAGAUUCAAAACAACCUGGAUGUCUACCUGGUCACCUACAGUCAGGCGCUUGCGUGGAUCAAGAAACCCGUGAAGCUUUCUAACAUCCUGAGCUCGGAUGUGUUCGCGUGUAAAUAUGACGACCGCACCCCACUCUGCGAGCAUCCCAACCUUUGUGGGUACUAUAACAUCACCCACGAACCCAACGACGAGGAACAUCCAGGUGACAGGUUCUUCCAGACCUGUGCCGACUGUCCGGCUGCUUAUCCGUGGGUGGACAACCCAGCAGGCACAGCUUAGAUCAUCGCCCACCAUACAGCUGAUGACAUGGAGCGUCCCCACAUAAGAUUUAAGGAUAUAUUCUUAUACAUAUAUUGUGAAACUUGCAUAUCUUCUGGAGCGUAUUUAAAAUAGGAAAUUAAUAUAUUAAUCUGCCUAAUGUCUGGUUACUAUUUAAUACUUCUUCAAUACUCGCGAUUGAGUCUCGACUGCUGUCCGCAUAGGCGCAAUUGGAAUGUUUAUUUGCAACGCAUGCAUUUACUUGUAUAUAUCAGCAAAGUUCAGAUUAUCUGUACAGUAGUGUCUAAAUUAGAAAAGCUUUGCCUGCAGUAUAUAGCACGAGAACAUGAGCAAAUUAUAACCAGUUUUGCUAACCCAUUACUUAUAUAAAGUCUAUGAUGCCGAUGCUUUAGCAAGUUUGAAAAUAGACUGCAGUAACGUAGUAAACGUCCAACAAGUUGCUGCCCAUAUGCUGACAAGUUCUAUUAUAUGUGUUGAUACUUUUGCUGUAAAUAAUAUGUAUUCAUUUACUAUCUGCAUGCAAAUGAAGACGUCAAAAUAAAAGUCUUCCCC